Messenger RNA from Syngnathus typhle (broad-nosed pipefish), 3361 nucleotides. It is a transcript of the gene mars1, whose product is annotated as methionyl-tRNA synthetase 1. The record is from RefSeq and is a predicted model, not a curated record. Gene Ontology annotation, biological process: methionyl-tRNA aminoacylation. The coding region runs from base 144 to 2891 and encodes 915 amino acids. Lineage: Eukaryota; Metazoa; Chordata; Actinopteri; Syngnathiformes; Syngnathidae. The transcript is spliced from 21 exons. Gene Ontology annotation, molecular function: methionine-tRNA ligase activity; ATP binding. Gene Ontology annotation, cellular component: aminoacyl-tRNA synthetase multienzyme complex; cytosol.
CUACAACUCACCAUUAGUCGGUGACGCGCAAUCUCCUUGCAUCAGCGUGUGAGCGUGGACCGCACUUACCGGCAAAGUAUUAGUCACUUUAGUGUGUUUUAGAGUAGACAUUACUCCGAACCGAGUCCUCACUCAACGGCCAAAUGAAGCUGUUUGUUAGCGAAGGUAACCCACACUGUCUAAAAGUGUUAGCUGCUUUAGAAGUAGCUGGACUGCAGUGUGACGUCCAGUUUGUCAACCACGAAGAGAAACCUGUGCCCUUCCUGAGUCGUCCAUGUUUACCAGCCCUGCUCCUUCCAAAUGGACAACACCUUUUCAGCCCCAAUGCCAUAUGCCGAUACAUGUUUGAAGUGAGCGGACAAGAGUGCAGCGAGCUUUGUGAUCAAUGGCUCGAAUGGGAAGCCACAGAGCUCCAGCCUGACUUGCUUCAGGCCCUUCAUCUGGCGGUGCUUCAGGGCAAAGAAUCAGAGGCCACCCAAGUCCUCGCAGGGCCCCUCAGCUACUUGGACCAAAGCUUAACCAGGGGGACCUCGCCUUUUUUAACUGGGGAUGUCCUUUCCCUAGCUGAUCUUGUUGUGUGUGCCGCGCUGCAUCCGAUUUUGUCCGCACCAUCGCUCGCCUCAGGUGAACCCAAUUCUGUGAGGGUUUGGUUCGACCGUGUGGCCGCCUCACAGAGUUGCGUGUCGGCCUCUCACAAAGUGCUGCAGGGGAAAGGCCUGCAGGCAAUGAGGAGCUUCAUGCAGAGGCAGCCUGCGCCGCAGAGCGGCCAGUGCAGAGGCGGCACACAGCCAUGCAACAACGGCCCUGCUGAGGAUGAGGAACGUGUGGUGUCACAGGAAGAGAUGGAAGCUGCUGCUGUUACCUGGGGCAAGGGUUUAAAUGCAUCCACUGCAGCCACGAAAAGACUCCACCCGAUUCUGCCGCAGGAUGGCAAACGAAACAUCCUGUUGACCAGCGCCUUGCCCUAUGUCAACAACGUACCCCACCUGGGCAACAUCAUCGGCUGCGUUCUCAGUGCUGACGUCUUCUCCAGGUAUGGCCGACUGCGAGGCUGGAACGUGUUGUUCGUUUGUGGCACAGACGAAUAUGGCACGGCCACGGAAAACAAAGCCCGUGAGGAAGGCUUGACGCCGCAGCAGAUCUGCGACAAAUACCACACCAUACACGCCAGCAUCUACCAGUGGUUCCAGAUUGAUUUCGACUUCUUCGGCAGGACCACCACCGAGAAGCAGACGGAGAUAGCCCAAAAUAUUUUUUGGAGACUUCACAAAAAUGGCUUCCUGGUUGAAGACACAGUGGAGCAGCUACGCUGCGAGAAAUGCCAGCGUUUCCUGGCCGACCGCUUUGUAGAAGGCACAUGCCCUCACUGCAACUACCCGGAUGCUCGGGGCGACCAGUGCGACAAGUGCGGGCGACUCAUCAAUGCUGUGGAACUCAAGGCACCUCACUGUAAAGUCUGCGGACAGACUCCGGUCAUCCGCUCCUCCAAACAUCUUUUCCUGGAUCUGCCAAAGUUAGAGCCUCAGUUAGAGCAGUGGCUGAACAAGACCACCAGCAGCGGAGACUGGACAGCGAAUGCCAAACAGAUCACUCGCUCCUGGCUCAGGGAUGGACUCAAACCUCGUUGCAUCACCAGAGACCUGCGAUGGGGAACACCAGUACCUCACCCAGACUUUCAAGAAAAGGUGUUCUACGUGUGGUUCGACGCCCCCAUUGGUUAUGUUUCUAUCACUGCUAACUACACAGACAAAUGGGAACAGUGGUGGAAGAAUCCAAAUCAGGUGGAGCUCUACAACUUCAUGGCCAAGGACAACGUGCCGUUCCACAGUGUGGUGUUUCCCUGCUCCCUCCUAGGAGCUCAGGACAACUAUACACUGGUCAAUCACUUGAUAGCGACUGAAUAUCUGAAUUAUGAAGACACUAAAUUCUCCAAGAGCCGUGGCGUGGGAGUCUUUGGCGACAUGGCUAAGGACACGGGCAUCCCGUCCGACGUGUGGCGCUUCUACCUGCUCUACGUCCGUCCCGAGGGACAGGAUUCGGCCUUCUCCUGGGCCGACAUGGCUCUGAAGAACAACUCGGAGCUGCUCAACAACUUGGGCAAUUUCAUUAACAGAGCCGGCAUGUUUGUUUCAAAGUUCUUUGAUGGCUGUGUGCCCGCGAUGGAGCUGCUGCAGGAAGAUAAGAAGCUCCUGGCUUUAGUGGGCUGGGAGCUGCAGCAGUAUAUACAACUCAUGGACAAAGUCAAAAUCCGUGAUGCCCUGAAGCACAUCCUCAGCAUCUCUCGCCAUGGCAACCAGUACAUCCAAGUUAAUGAACCCUGGAAGAAGAUCAAGGGGGGAGAUGCAGAAUGGCAGCGUGCAGGCACCGUCACUGGCGUGUCCAUCAACGUCGCCUGCUUGCUGUCCGUCAUGCUGCUGCCCUACAUGCCAGCGGUUAGCCAAACCAUCAGGGAUCAACUCAAUGCACCGGACUCUUGCGUCAGUGCCAUGUUGCGUGGCACAGGCGCCUUCACACGCGUCCUUGAUGCCGGCCACCGCAUUGGCACUGUGAGCCCGUUGUUCCAGAAACUGGAGGUGGAGCAGAUUGAAGCUUUGAAGAAGAGAUUUGGUGGGCAACAGACACCGACUCAAAAUGCUGCCAGCCCUCAUUCGGCCGCUACCCUGCCCACCCCUCCGAUGGACGUGAACGCUGGAGCCGACCCGGAGAAAGCCCGGCAGCUGACGCAGGCUGUGGCUGAGCAGGGAGAAAAGGUGCGAGCCCUGAAAGUUCAGAAGGCCGACAAAGCGGCGAUUACAUCUGAGGUGUCCAAACUGUUGGAGCUGAAGAAACAAUUGACUCUGGCAGAGGGCAAGAGCCCUGAACCCACACCUGUCAAGGGCAAGAAAAAGUGAGACGUGCAAGUAAAAAAAAAAAAUCACAACCAGUGGAGGUGGUUAGCAGUAAAAGGGGGGGGGGAUGAUCGGAAGUACGAUAGCAGGAGAUGGGGAACAAGAUGUACAUGGCGAGAUGAGGAUGUUAGCCAAAGGCAUAGCCGUGACGGGAUCUGAGACAAUGCGUUGUUGGCACCGAGGGCUAAUGAAAUGCUAGCGAGGCCGGUGGGGAAAUGAAAACACACAAAGGGAGCUAAAUGAAUUCUGUUACAGAAUGGAGGGAUUUGGGAAAAAUCCCUACACUAAGGGAAACUUAUUUGAUACUCUCACUACGAUACAUUGAGAGUACCACGUUCGACUCGCAAGAUGCGCGCUUUAGUGUUUUUAUACAUCGUUUAAAAAAAAAAAAAUUAUUAACAGCUGAAAAUAUGUGGACGCUACUUAACUUCCUGUCACUCAUGUGCACAUAAUAAAACCAUGUAUUAAGAAAA